AUGAUCCCCGCCUCGUCAUUCCUCUCAUCCUCUCCUCCAUAUGGCAGGCCCGGCGCAUGCGCAACGACAGCGGGGGCGGGGCGCAGCGAGGCGGCGGGGUGUGACGGACGGCACGCAGUGUUUCUUCCCGGCGCGCCUCUCCAAGUACUUCCCCUUCGGCUCGCUGCUCGUCCUCAACUUCGCCCUCGUGCGUCCCGCUCCGCGCCCCCCUGCUCCCCUUCUUCCCACCUCUCGCUGUCUCCUUUCUUCCUUUUAUUUCCCGUCGCUUACUUCCUCCUCCGCUACCCCGUCCUUCUCAUCACUUUCUCCUGCCGCCACCCCUCUCCCGCCAUCCCUCGAUGUCGCCUCGUGCGUCUGCCCGUGUGGUGCGCGCAGGUGUUGGCGUCGUGCGCGGGGGACGCGGCGAGUCGCAAGACGGCGAUCACGGUGGCGCUCAUCUGGUGUCUGCUCGCCUCCACGCUCCUCGCCUUCCUCAAGCGCCUCCCGCCCAACUCGCCGCGGUACGGCGGCGCGAGGGUGCUGCGAACGGCGACGGCGGACUUUGUGCUGAUGUGCGACGCGCACGUGGUGGGGCACGCCGCCAUCUCCGCCGUCGCGUUCACGUCGCUCGGCUUCUUCACCGAGUCCGUCCGCCAGCCGCUCUUCCCAGGCGUGGAGCCGCUGUGGUUCCUGGCGGCGCAGUACGUGCUGCUGCUCUUCGCGUGCCUGCUCACGCUCGUAGUCGUCGACGCCACGCCCGGCCUCACCACCAUCCCCUUCCCCUUCGCGCUCCCCGCCUCCCCGCCGCGCAAUCACCUCUGUGCGCACGCGUGCCCCGCGCACCACGCCUGCCUGCCAUCGCGCCUACCCGCCCAUCCGCGCUCCACCGACCUUCGCUCGUCUGGCGGAUCCGCGCUGUUCGCCGCCAGUGCCGCCGCUGCUGCCGGCGGGAAAAGCCGUGCAGAGGGGCGGAGGAGAGCGAGGGAAGGAAGCGGCGGGGAAGAUGUGCGGAGGAAUGAGGGCGCGGGAAUAGAAGACGAGCAGCGGAGUGUGGGGGCUGUAAGGCCGGCUGCCAGAGAAUCAGGGGGUAGACAAGAGAGAGGGGCGGAGGACACAGUUGCGCCUGGCGGAGACAAGUCAGCGGAGGGAGCUGCGGACGUUGGUAGUGGGGGGUUGGCGGAACCGAAGAGCGGUGCGGAAAAGCAAGAAGCGGAGCCGGGAUAUCGGGAUGUGCGGGGUGCCAGCGAGGGAAAGGAGAUGGAAAAGGCAGCAGAACGGGCUGAGCCGGAGGCACGUGCGAGCAGACGUGGGGAGGGCGCAGGGGCGGAAGAAACAGACACCAAAGCAGGAGAGUCGGAAGCAGCAGAAGCGGAAGCAGCCGAGGCGGAAGCAGCAGAAGCGGAAGCAGCUGAAGCGAAAGCAGCAGAAGCGGAAGCAGCACAGGCGGAAGCAGCACAGGCGGAAGCAGCACAGGCGGAAGCAGCAAGGCGGAAGCAGCACAGGCGGAAGCAGCACAGGCGGAAGCAGCACGGCGGAAGGAGACUAGAGGGGAGGAGGCGGGGGGAGGAGGAGGGAGUGCGGGAGGAGAUGACGCGGCGGCUGGUGGUGGCUCGCUUCCACAGCCUCGUCAGCCACGUCAAGACCGCCGCCACCGCCCUCUGCACGCCCUCGCCGCCCAGGGGCGCGCAUCACCCGCCAGCAUGGGCAGUCCGCAAGAGGGUGGCGCGGGGGGGCGGAGGUGGGGAGCGGGGAGGGGCGGAGGCGGAGUAUGAGGAGGCGGUGCAGCAGGUGGGGCGCAUGGUGGGCGCCAUGGCGGGCAUGGGCCUGCAAGACCACGUGGCAGCCUGGCUUGCUUGUGAUGCGCACCUCCCCGCGCUCCUCUCUGCCACCCGCCCCCCAUCCCCCCCUCGCCCUCGCCCUCGCACUCCCCUGCCCUCCCUUCCCCACACCCCUCCCCCCCUGGUCCCCCCUAUUUCGCCUCCCCAGCAUCCGCCAGCCUCUUCCCGCCGCCCCUGGCCGCCUUCAUCCCCCCAGUGCUGCUCCCCGCCCUGCGCCUCCUCCCCCCUCCCCCCCCCCCCGCCUCCCCCCGCGCCUCCUGUUCCUCCGCCUUUGGCUUCCCCCCCUCGCCUGCGUCCCCCCGACCCCUGA
Closterium sp. Yama58-4 is the source of this 2127-nucleotide messenger RNA. The record is from the annotation of a GenBank genome assembly. NCBI's taxonomy places the organism in Eukaryota, Viridiplantae, Streptophyta, Zygnematophyceae, Desmidiales, Closteriaceae.